CGCGCCUGCGCAGACAGCGGCUCCGGGCGCCAUGUUGGCUGAGCAGCAGGCCAGGGGGAGGUGGCGUUGGUGGUGAGCGCUCCCGAGUCUUUUGCUCCCUCCCCCCUCCUUUCCCCCCACCCGCCAACCUGCUCCCCCUCUCUCCUCCUUCCUCCCUUUCCCUCCGCUUCGCCCGCCCGCAGGCGGCUGUGACGGAGCGGGGCGAGGGAGGCGCCCCCUUCUCCGGGUGGCGGCGCACCAUGAGUGUUGGCGGGGGACGGGUGUGCGACCUGUCCCGCAGGAACCCCCAGGAGGACUUCGAGCUCAUCCAGCGCAUCGGCAGCGGCACCUACGGCGACGUCUACAAGGCUCGGAAUGUUAUCACAAGUGAAUUGGCUGCGAUUAAAGUAAUAAAGUUAGAACCAGGAGAAGAUUUUGCUGUAGUGCAGCAGGAAAUCAUUAUGAUGAAAGACUGUAAGCAUCCCAACAUUGUUGCUUAUUUUGGCAGCUAUCUCAGACGUGAUAAACUGUGGAUUUGCAUGGAGUUCUGCGGAGGUGGUUCAUUGCAGGACAUUUAUCAUGUGACUGGACCUCUUUCAGAACAGCAGAUUGCUUAUGUUAGCAGAGAAACGCUACAGGGAUUAUAUUAUCUUCAUAGUAAAGGAAAAAUGCACAGAGACAUAAAGGGAGCAAACAUUCUUUUAACUGACAAUGGUCAUGUGAAAUUAGCUGACUUUGGAGUAGCAGCACAAAUAACAGCUACAAUUGCCAAAAGGAAAUCUUUCAUUGGAACUCCAUAUUGGAUGGCUCCUGAAGUUGCUGCAGUUGAAAGGAAAGGUGGAUAUAAUCAACUCUGUGAUCUUUGGGCUGUUGGAAUAACUGCUAUAGAACUAGCAGAACUUCAGCCCCCUAUGUUUGAUUUACAUCCUAUGAGAGCACUCUUUUUAAUGACGAAAAGCAACUUUCAGCCUCCCAAGCUAAAGGACAAAAUGAAAUGGUCAAAUAGCUUCCAUCAUUUUGUGAAAAUGGCACUUACAAAGAAUCCUAAAAAAAGACCUACUGCUGAAAAACUAUUACAGCAUCCUUUUGUUACUCAGCCCUUGAGUCGAACCCUGGCUAUUGAGCUUUUGGAUAAAAUGAAUAAUCCGGAUCAUUCCACUUACCAUGAUUUUGAUGAUGAUGAUCCUGAGCCUCUUCUUGUGCCUCAUAGAAUUCACUCAACAAGUAGAAAUGUGAGAGAAGAAAAAACACGCUCUGAAAUAAACUUUGGCCAAGUAAAAUUUGAUCCACCUUUAAGAAAGGAGACAGAACCUCAUCAUGAGUUUCCCGACAGUAACGAUUUUUUGGACAGUUCUGAAGAAAUAUACUACACUGCAAGAUCUAAUCUGGAUUUGCAACUAGAAUAUGGUCAAGGCCCUCAAGGCAGUUAUUUCUUGGGUGCAAAUAAGAGUCUUCUAAAAUCAGUUGAAGAAGAACUGCAUCAGCGGGGCCAUGUGGCACAUUUAGAAGAUGAGGAAGAAGUGGACAGUGAUGAUGCUAAACAGACAUUAUUGGAAUUUUGGAAAAGACAGUCAAGGAGGCAAAAUGUGACUUCCCAGCAGUAUGCAGGGAGUCAAGCCAAUACUUUAAACCAAAGUUCUGGCUCAACUAUGAAGGUUAAAGUGCCACCUCCUUUACCACCAAAGCCUAAAUCCAUCUGCAUACCACAGGAGACGCACUCUUCUGAUGAUAAUCAAGGAACCAUCAAAAGAUGCCCUGUUUCAGAGAGCCCUGCAAAAUCAAACACUCAAGUUCCACCAAGACCACCCCCUCCUCGAUUACCUCCGCAGAAAUCUAAUGCUUUAGGAAAUGGAUGGAAUUCUGUGCAAUUAAAUGGUGACAGAGAAGGAUCUCCCCAUCAAGAGCCAAAUGAGAACAGGCACACUAAUCUCUCCAGGAAAGAAAAGAAGGAAAUACUGAAACCAGUUAGUAAUGGUCUUCCUCCUACGCCACAAGUGCAUAUGGGUGCUUGCUUUUCAAAGGUUUUCAAUGGAUGCCCCUUAAAAAUUCAUUGUGCAACUUCAUGGAUAAAUCCUGAUACAAGAGACCAGUACUUGAUAUUUGGGGCUGAGGAAGGCAUUUACACAUUAAAUCUUAAUGAACUCCAUGAAACAUCAAUGGAACAGCUGUUUCCCCGACGGUGCACAUGGCUGUACGUCAUGAACAAUUGCUUGUUAUCAAUAUCUGGUAAAGCUUCUCAGCUUUAUUCCCAUAAUCUGCCAGGACUGUUUGAUUAUGCAAGACAAAUGCAGAAGUUACCUGUUGCUAUACCAGCACACAGACUUCCUGACAGAAUACUGCCCAGGAAGUUUGCCGUUUCUACAAAAAUCCCCGACACCAAAUGGUGUCAGAAGUGUUGUGUGGUGAGGAAUCCUUAUAGUGGACACAAAUAUCUUUGUGGAGCAUUACAGUCUAGCAUUGUUUUAUUAGAGUGGUUUGAGCCAAUGCAGAAAUUCAUGUUAAUUAAGCACAUAGAUUUUCCUGUACCUUGUCCACUGAGACUCUUUGAAAUGCUGGUAGUACCUGAUCAGGAAUUUCCUUUAGUUUGUGUUGGUGUAAGUAAAGGGAGAGACUUCAGUCAGGUGGUGAAGUUUGAGACUGUCAACCCAAAUUCUACCUCUUCUUGGUUUACAGAAACAGAUACUACACAGAUGAAUGUUGUGCAUGUAACACAAUUGGAGAGAGAUACCAUUUUAGUCUGUUUGGAUUGCUGUAUAAAAAUAGUAAAUUUGCAAGGCAGAUUAAAAUCUAGCCGAAAUCUGUCCUCAGAACUCACUUUUGACUUCCAAAUUGAAUCAAUAGUUUGCCUCCAAGAUAGUGUUCUGGCCUUCUGGAAGCAUGGGAUGCAAGGCAGGAGUUUUCGAUCCAAUGAGAUCACACAAGAAAUUUCUGACAACACAAGAAUAUUCAGACUCCUUGGAUCUGACAGAGUUGUGGUACUGGAGAGUAGGCCAACAGAUAACCCUACAGCAAAUAGCAACUUAUACACCUUGGCUGGUCAUGAAAACAGUUACUGAGAGGCACCAUGCAUGGCAAUUAAUCAUGAAAAGAAAACACUACUGCUUCAACACUUACAGAUGGCUAAAAUUGCACAAAAGCUUCAGUACCCCAACUUCAGUUGCUUUGUAAUUUAUUGUGGUGAGUGAGAGAGCGCAAGAAUCUGACCUGAAUGGAAUGGACACGAUUAGCACAUUUAUACCACAAAAGUGCUUGAUUCACUAUAAUGUAAUCUUUGUACAUAUAUGCAGUAUUUUUCAGUGAAAUGUAUUGCUGAAGGCCUCCCUUGGUUUUAUGUAGAUAGUGGUCCAGUGUCUUAUUUGUACAAAUGUAAAAAAGCUACUGAAGAUAUUAAAUUGCAUUUGGGGUACUAUUUUAAGGACUUCAAAAAAAUUGGAUGCUAGUGAUAAACACAGCGCAUUUAAAUAACACUAUUGUAUUUUAUUAUGUAAUUUACUAAUACAAAUAAAUCUUACCUUUUAGACAUUGUAACCAAGGCUGUAAUCCUAUUACAAUCUUGUUUUUAAUUUUACGCAAGUACACUGGUGUUUUGGUUGCACAAAGUAUUAAUAUGUGAUGUAUUUAGUCACAAAAGUAAGCUGUGACUUUGUGGAUAUGAUUUGGGCUUCAUAAUUUUGCAGGGUUUGGGGGUAGUUUUCUUUGUGAAACCAUCCAGUUGAAUACCUGUAUUUUUAUAUUUAAGGAAAUUCUUUAAUUAUUAAUAGUGGUACCUUGGCAUAAUUAUAAAUGUAUACAAUAAGAAUUAUGAGUUUUUCUUAACUCAUGCCACUCAUAUCAUGUCAAGAAUUACAGGAUUAAACAUUGUGGAAGUGGUUAAAUGUGUUGGGCUGGAUCUAGAGAUGUGCAAAAGGCUGCUGUUUACAACUGAUAGCUAGGCAGUACUUUGUAGAUAUUCAUUAGCAGUUGUACUGAGAUGAAGGUAUGCAUUUGCCCUCUUAAGAUACAAAUAACUGGCCUGGGAAGACAGAAUAUCAACACUGAAUUGACAUUAUAUCCUUGUGAAACUUCAGUGCUUCUCUGCCAUUUAGCGUAGGAUAGCUCUGUAUCAUGGGAUCCUCUAUUGGUUUCCAUGUGCAAAAGCAGUUGAUCAGUUCUUGAUCCUUCUACAAUGAGAUUUCAUAGGCAAGUGGCUUUCAAACUAUAUUCCAGGGGACUCUGGGGUUCCCCCAUAGAGAAAUUCAGUAGUAGCAGAAAGCUUUCUUGUAAGAUAGCGUGCUCACCAUGACUGAUCUUCCCCUGCCAUGCACAGUCUCAGCAGAGGGUAAGAGAUGCUCUUUAAUGUCUUCUCAGUACAUGCAGGACAAUAGCCAGAAUGGUGAUGUGGUUAGUGUGUUGGACUAGGACCAGGGUGACCUGAGUUCAAAUCCCCAUUCAGCUAUGAAAUUCACUUGGUGACUCUGGGCCAGUCCCUUGUCUCUCAGCCUAACCUAUUUCACAGGCUUGUUUGUGAGGAUAAAUCUAAACCAUGUACACCACUCUGGCCUCCUUGGAGGAAGAGCGGGAUAUAAAUGAAAUGGAUAGGUGGAUAGUAAGGCUUGGCUGGCACACGCAGCCCGUGUAAACUGAGUGCACACUCUACGAUCCCUCUGCAACAUAUAAGGUUUGUUGGCAGACAAGAGGCAGUCCUCAACAAAGGUUUGUGGGUGGGUGGGUCUCUGUGUGUGUGUGGGCAGGAAGCUUGAAAAUCACUGCUAUAAGGUGUUGCACAUGUGGAACAACUACCAUGCAUAGAAGAAGAUUGUUAGGUCAAGUAAUUGUCUUAAUUUAUCUUGGGGUUUUUUUAGUGUUAUGAUUUUUUAAAGCAUGUAUGGCCUUAUGAACACUUUUAUUUUUCACUUUCCCUCUUAAUGUCUUAACACCUGGCCAAAAUGAUUUAGUUACUACCUCAUUCAAGCAAUUUAAUGGUGGUUACACAUCACAGGAACUUGGUUUUGAGCCAGCUAUUUUUGAUUUGUGGUUUUCCAGUGCAGUAUGUAAAUGCCAAGUUAAAAAAAAUAAUCACAUAUUGCCCCCUUUUUGUAUAUGUUCUUUAUACUGUGAUAUACACUAAAAGCAAAACAUUAAAAGUGAUUUUGUGGCCUGUACUGAGGUUGUUGGUAAUGCUUUUGAAUAUUUCCUAAUGUAUAUAAUGUAAAAUAAACUUUUUUAACGUGUGUGUUUGUACACAUGAAUUACCAUUUCUGCAAUAAUUUUCUGAAGCAAUUAAACACCUGCCAACUGGGGGAAGUUUUUCUGAACUUAAAUCAACAUAGAUUGCAAUAAAAAAUGUAGCAAGACUAAAAAAGUGAUUGCUGUUACUACAAUUACAUUGCACCAUAUAUUUUUUUAAAGGCUUCUAUCUAGCCUGAACAAAAACAUUUAUGACCGAUUUACUGACAUCAGGCUUAACCAAUUGUUAAUGGUUAAUAGUCUUGAAGAAGAAGAAAAUACGUAAUUGCCUAUGUUCCUGUUCUAAUAAAACGGGUUAAUUUUGCCACAAUUCUGUGGUGUUGCACAUCCAUUUUCAACCAUAGGUGGGGAGAUUUUCUAAUAAAGGUCUUUUUUGGUAACAUAAUUCCAACUUACAUUCUAACUAACACUGCAUAUGUGCUUCACACAUCAUCAUGCAUGCAGUGCUUCUGCUGGCUGUACUUUCGAAGCGCAAGUGUUCUUUCACAAAAGCGUGGAUAUUUCAGAGCUCUCCCAGCACUCCAGAAGUGCUCUGUUAGACCAGAAAUACAUCUACAGGUGUCAGCCAGUAAAUAUUAAAGUUUUCAAUGAGAAUCAAUUUGAGAAAACAUGAGUGCAUUAAUCUGAAGUAUACUUUGAUAUUUCUGUUAUACUGUAUAGUCCAAAUGUAAUUAUUUCCUAAUUUGGGUUUUGAGAUUUGUGUAUUUUCUAUGCUUUAACCAGCAUUCAAGACUUGCUAGUUUAUUUUACUUAUAAAUAUGCAUGUAAAAGAGGAAUUUAAUAAUGUAUUAAAGAUGUCUUCACUGUGA
Messenger RNA from Hemicordylus capensis (graceful crag lizard), 6014 nucleotides. It is a transcript of the gene MAP4K3, whose product is annotated as mitogen-activated protein kinase kinase kinase kinase 3. Lineage: Eukaryota; Metazoa; Chordata; Lepidosauria; Squamata; Cordylidae. Gene Ontology annotation, biological process: protein phosphorylation. The transcript has 35 exons. Gene Ontology annotation, molecular function: ATP binding; MAP kinase kinase kinase kinase activity. The record is from RefSeq and is a predicted model, not a curated record. Bases 240 to 3035 code for a protein of 931 amino acids.